AUGUUCACUGUUCACUUAGUCCCCCCUCCCCGCCUCUCUCUUCCAUCUCUAGAUGUAUCGGUAAGCCUUUUGUCCCUUCUGGUCACCACCUGUGGUUUGGCUCUAUUCAGUGUCUCCCUCUUUGUCUCAUGGAAGUUAUGCUGGGUGCCACUGAGUGGCCGUUUCCUCCCAAAUGUCUUCAAGGGGGCGCACUGCUUGGGUGGAGACCAACAGCCUGUCCUCACAGAGGUGGAGGGGGAGGAAAGGGAGUACAGCGAGGACGACUGUGUGAAGGAGCCUUCAGGACCCCACUCGGCUGUGGCUGUCCCAGAGUCAGGACUAAAGAUAAGCCACACGUCACCGGACAUCCCCCUGGAGACCCAGGCUAAACUGGAGAAAAACCAGGUCCACACCCUGGCCAGGGACAGGGUCCAGAGGCAGAUUACUGAGCCUACCUCAUCUGUACGGCACAACUCCAUCCGUCGUCAGAUAAACUUGUCCAAUCCAGACUUCAACCCUGCUCAGUUCCAGCGUCAAGAGUCACUGUCUGGUUUGGGCCGAAUCAAACCAGAACUCUACAAACAGCGAUCGGUGGAUACAGAAGAUGGACGUUGCACAGACAACUGUGGGCGUCUCCUCUUCGUUCUGAAGUUUGACUUUGACCUAGAGCAGCUGAUUGUGAAGAUCCACAAGGCUCAGGAUCUUCCGGCAAAGGACUUCUCAGGGACCUCUGACCCUUAUGUCAAGAUCUACCUGCUGCCUGACCGCAAAACCAAGCACCAGACCAAGGUGCACCGCAAAACACUCAACCCAGUGUUCGAUGAGGUGUUUCUCUUUCCUGUGGCGUACGCCGAGCUGUCAAGCCGUAAACUGCACUUCAGCAUCUACGACUUUGACAGGUUCUCUCGCCAUGACUUGAUUGGCCAAGUGGUUGUGGACAACUUCCUGGAUCUUGCCGACUUUCCCCGGGAGACAAAGCUGUGCCGGGACAUACAUUAUGUAACCUCGGACAAUGUGGACCUAGGAGAGCUGAUGUUCUCAUUGUGCUAUCUCCCCACGGCUGGCAGACUCACCAUCACCAUGAUCAAGGCCAGAAAUCUCAAAGCCAUGGACAUCACUGGAGCUUCAGAUCCAUAUGUGAAAGUGUCCUUGAUGUGUGAAGGCCGGAGGCUAAAGAAGAGGAAGACAUCAACCAAGCGUAACACUCUAAACCCAUUGUACAAUGAAGCCAUUGUGUUUGAUGUUCCUCCUGAGAACAUCAACCAGAUCAGCCUGCUCAUAGCUGUCAUGGACUAUGAUCGGGUCGGACAUAAUGAAGUGAUCGGGGUAUGCAGGGUGGGCAAUGAGGCUGAGAGCCUGGGGCGAGACCACUGGAAUGAGAUGCUGACAUACCCACGGAAACCCAUUGCACACUGGCACCCGCUAAUGGAGUGGGUCGGACAGGGAGCGACGGGGAAUGGAAGCCAAGUAGGAUCCACCAAUUCCCUGAAGCUACCACCAUCCCCAUGACCACACACACACACACACACACACACACACACACACACACACACACACACACACACACACAAGGUGCAAGGUGUGACUAACAAGCAACUACAGUAGCAGCAUCAGCUAAAAGCCAUUACUCAAGCUGUUAUGUCAUUAGACUGAACAAGGCUUUAGUGUGCUAAAACUGCUGCAAAAGUUAAUACCCACUUCUUACCUCCUCAUUUGUCUUCACAACCAAAACUCACUUAACUACAUUCCAACUGAACUACUAGUACUUUGAUUUGUCAUUUUUAGUUGUUACUGACAGUAUUAAAAGGUUGAGAUUAUCUAACAGGUCAAGCUAUUUUUAACAAAUUUUUGUGGACCAAAAUCAUUAUGUUUUAGGCCAAUGUAUGAAGCUGUAGCUUGUGAUUUAUGUAUGUGAUCAGGUAUCAUAGAUGUAGGAAGAGAUAAGGCCCAAACACAUUGAAAGCAUCUGACACGUGUGUUUUUGUUUUAAAUGGCAUAAUGCAGACCAAAAGCAUUAUGAGGUGUGUGAUGUGCCUACUCCGACCUUUUUUCCAUUUUGGAGCUUCUAAUGAGGACCCAGCAACCGAAGCAGUUUUUUUCUGCAGUACCUGUUUGGUGAGAGCUAAAAGAAAUAAAAAGGUAAGGAUGUUUUCCCAGAGGACAAUACUUAAUUAAAUACCUUUUUAAUAAUAACAUUUGAGAAACUGCCGUCCCUAGAGUCUGGCAAGCUAAAUGUAGGCUAGUGGAUAUUAGGAGUUUCUUCAAAAAAGCUGGAGGGUUGGGUUGUCUGGGGAGAGUCACGGAACAGGAUGUAUUAGAUUGGGCCAGACUGAUGCGGAGAAUAACCCCAGCACCACAGCGUCUCCCUCCUUCCCCUCUCUCGCCGUGUACACGACAGGCAGUGAGUGACUGAGUUAGUGUAGUUACAGCCAUCUGUGUCAUCAGGUCAUUUUGUCAGGGGGUAUCUGUAGUAGGCUAUACAAAAAUGUUGCUUAAAUAGCGCCCUUUUCCUAAAAUACUGCUGGUUCUGUGUUGUUGGCAUUUCAAAUCUGAUGCUGGGAGUUGAAGGAAAAAGUGUGACUGUUGACCGGUUCUGGUCUGGCCUAAAAUGGCCA
Messenger RNA from Sander lucioperca (pikeperch), 2594 nucleotides. RefSeq names its product synaptotagmin-9-like. The record is from RefSeq and is a predicted model, not a curated record. Gene Ontology annotation, biological process: calcium-ion regulated exocytosis; regulation of dopamine secretion; regulation of calcium ion-dependent exocytosis. Gene Ontology annotation, cellular component: dense core granule; membrane. The coding region runs from base 1 to 1488 and encodes 495 amino acids. NCBI's taxonomy places the organism in Eukaryota, Metazoa, Chordata, Actinopteri, Perciformes, Percidae. Gene Ontology annotation, molecular function: phosphatidylserine binding; clathrin binding; SNARE binding. The transcript is spliced from 7 exons.